Molecule: messenger RNA, 1534 nt
Organism: Hydra vulgaris (swiftwater hydra)
Lineage: Eukaryota; Metazoa; Cnidaria; Hydrozoa; Anthoathecata; Hydridae
Product: heme transporter FLVCR2
Biological process (GO): transmembrane transport; heme export
Cellular component (GO): membrane
Molecular function (GO): heme transmembrane transporter activity; heme binding
Source: RefSeq, a predicted model, not a curated record
UUUCAAAAUCUUAUUUUAAAUCAUUCGAAAAACGUCAAAAGUUGUUCUGAAUUUGUUAAAUACAAAAUAUUUGUAAAUAAGACAUUAAAACAGUUAUUUUUGAUAAGCAUUAGACCAUUAAUUAUCUCAAGAAAAAAUGAGCAUUAAUGGUGACAUUAAGGUUUUAAUUACAUAUUCAAAUGAAAGUAUUCUGGUUAUAAAAACAUGUUCUUGGCGCUGGUUGAUAUUAGCAUUAUAUAGCAUUACAGCAUUUUCAAAUACAUUGGUAUGGUUAAGUUUAUUUACAAUUACUGAUAUUAUUUGUGCUUUUUACCAAAUCGAUCAAGAAAUAUUUUUGUGGUCAUCUAAUGCUUUUACUUUAAUGCAAGUUUUUUUAGCAGUUCCAGCAUCUCUUUUGCCUUCUAGAGUCGGUUUACGUUGUACAAUGGUUUUGGCAUCAUCUGUUAAUGCAAUUGGAGCAAUUUUUCUAAUAGGAGGAACUAAUCGCAAUGGUUUUCCAUACUUUGUCACUGGUCAAACCAUAAUAGCUAUAGCUGCAAGUAUAUUACCACAGUUAGCACCUGAAGUUUCUGCUGUUUGGUUUAGCGAACAUGAGCAAGCUAUAAGUACUAGUCUUGGUGUUAUUCUUGGAAAUGCUGGUGCUGCAGUUGGAUUUUUACAACCUGCAUUACUUCUAAAAAAUGUGAACCCAGUUACUGAUAUGUUUUUUAUAAACAAAAAAAUCAAACAGUUAGUUUAUUCACAAGCAGCUUUAUGCUGCUUUCUUUUUUUACUAAUAAUGAUAUUUUUUAAAGAUAAGCCAAAAAACCCUCCAUCAAGAUCUGAAGCUAAGAGAAUAGCUGCUGAUAAAUUAACAAUAAAUAUGUUAAAAGAACAAUACAAAGUACUUUUUAAAGAUAAAAACUAUCAUCUAUGUGGAAAUUCAUAUGCACUAAACAGUGUUUUACUUAUAGCUAUACCAGUGUUUGUUAAUGAAAUUAUAUCUUGGAAAUUCCAAAAUCAGUAUAUUGCAAUAGGAUGGUUAGGUUUUGGAGGAAUUCUCAUUGGUAUAUUAGGAAGUGUUGUGUUUGGUAUAAUACUUGAUAAAACUCAAGCCUAUAAAAAAAUAUCAAUAUUUUUAGCAACUGCAAGUUUAUUGUUUUGGGUAGCUUUUACAGAAUCGUUAGUCCAAUAUAACAGUAUAGUAAUAACUUUUACAUUAUUUAUAAUUAGCACUUUUUUUUUUAUUCCCUUUGGGCCAAUGUUAGUUGCACUCAUAGCAGAAAUUACUUAUCCAAUAUCAGAAAGCUCUUCAUAUGUUUUUCCAAUUACGUUAGGACGUUUUUACAGCAUUCCUUUUGUGUUUUAUUGUGGAUGGCUUGUUAAAGGUAAAAAGGUGCAUAUUGUUUGUUUAAGCAUUGCUUUUCUUCUUCUUAUUUGUUUAAUUUUAAUUGUAUUUGUAAAAGUUGAACAAAAAAGAAAGAAAGCAGAUAGAAGCCAAACAGUGAUAAGUACUUUAGAAACCUAGUUUAUUAAUAUUAUUACAUGUUUUUUU